Molecule: messenger RNA, 2433 nt
Organism: Lytechinus variegatus (green sea urchin)
Lineage: Eukaryota; Metazoa; Echinodermata; Echinoidea; Temnopleuroida; Toxopneustidae
Product: Bardet-Biedl syndrome 10 protein homolog
Exons: 3
Coding region: 410-2308 (632 amino acids)
Biological process (GO): chaperone-mediated protein complex assembly
Molecular function (GO): ATP binding
Source: RefSeq, a predicted model, not a curated record
AAUGACGUCAUCCAAACAUGACAGACCUCCUUCAAAAAAUCUGUCAAUACACGUUUGUGAAAUUAUUAAAAUUAGCCGACUGAUAUGGGAUCAACGUCAUGAUGGUGAUGCUGCUGCUUCUUCAUACCUGAAUUGGGCCAGAAUAGUUUGACAAUGCAACUUUCUUAACUAGUUUGUGAGGUCAGUGCUAAAAAACUGCGGCCAUUUAGUGAUUUACCCGGGGAUUUAGCUCAUGUCCAAAACGAAUGAUUGCACCACAGAUUUGUGAUAAUCCCACUGGAUAUGUGUGCGGAGAGAUUGCAUGAGCGGGUACCGUAAUGGUCACUCACACUAGAGCGAGGAAAUGAUGCUGGUGCCGAGUGCGAGUGGUGGUGCCCUAACGUAACCCAGGCCAGGAAUAUUGAACAUCAUGGCAAAUCAGAUUCCUGUUAACAUCCAGUCUUCUCUGGCUAUAUGUACAUCAUUGACAAGUCUCAUUGGGAAGUCUUUUGGGCCAAAUGCUCAGCUAGUGAUGUACACCACCUCCACAGGAAAGGUUUUGCUGACAAGUGAUGGGAGAUCAAUUCUUGGAGCCCUGCAUGUGUCUCAUCCCAUUGGACGUUGGCUGAUUGAUAGAGUCGUAACUUUUGCUCACCAAACAGGGAACUACACAAAGUCAUUUCUUUUUAUUAUGAAUAAAAUGGUGGAGGAUAUUUCCCAUGAGAUAACCGCCUCUUUGCAUGGUCCGGAUCUGAGAUGCAAAACCAUUAUAAGAGAACAAGUCAUACAACUUGUCAGAGCACUCAGUGUUGUAAAGCAGGAAAUUUUCCAAGAGAAGGUCCUUCCUGCUCUAGUGGCAAAAUCUCAGUGUUUUUCAGCUUUUGACUUCAAGGCAAUAAAUACAUAUGGGGAAAAUUUGAUACACACAUAUCUACAAGGCAGAGUAAGCUUGAGACAGUCAAAUUUCAUGUCAAAAUUACUUUGGAAAUUUAUUAAUGGAUAUGCAGGGAGUACUGAAGCACCUAUAUUGUCUUUAAAGGAGGCUGUGCUUGCCUUACAGGAUAACUUUCAUGUAGCUUCUGUCAAAGUUGUGGGUUUACCAUUGGAGUCUUCAAGCAUAAGAAAGGGAAUAAUCCUUAGCAGAUGUUUUGUCAACAAAGAUUUGAAGGAAAGAAAAUGUGGAGUUGAAAAGAAGAGCAUCAUAAUAUUUGGAUCUGAUCUUUCUAAGACUGCUGUAGAAGCAGAUGCUACGAUAUCAGCAAGGACAGUUCAAGCUCUUGUUCACAACAUGCAACACACAAGACUUCAGAUGAUGAGAAUUGUCAAUCUACUACAAGAUAAUAACAUUGAUGUUGUCUUAUGUUCAGAAUGUCUUCCUGCUACCCUCUUAUCUCUUCUUCACCAUGCAUCUAUAACAGUCAUCCAAGCAGUACCUGUGGAGGAGCUGCAGAGACUAAGCCAUGUUACUGGGAUCAACAUCCUGUACGAAAUGCCCAGGGAGUUUGAUGAUUCCUGCGUUGGGAUUGCUGAAGAAGUUCAGGAAGUCACAAUUGGCAAUCAUCGUUACAGCCAAAUUGUGAUGAGAGAUGGUCCAGGAGGAGGUCAACUUGUUCUAUGUGCCCCAAGUGAAGGUAUGUGUAGGGUGUUGUCUAAUGCUUCCAUGGGUGCAAUAACAUGUGUCAAGAUGUGGCUUGAUGGAGAUGAUGAUAUAAUUGCAAGGUCAGUUGGGACUGAAUACUUAAGGUCCAAAGACCAAUCUUACAGUGCAGCUUCCAAAGUUGAAUCUUCUGAGAUCUGUAUGAAGCCCAAGCAGAGUAAAGCAUCUCAAUCAGUGUGUAAUGGAAGCAUUAGGGAAUGUGAAACCAACGAUGAGAUGCAAACAGGAUAUCUAAUAUCUGGAGGUGGCGCUGCAGAGAUCAUUGCAAGAGACAUACUCACUCAGAAUCUUCCUAUGCACAAAGAUAACUACCACCUGUACACUGCCAUCAGAAUUAUAUCGAAUGCCCUGCUAUGUAUACCUGAAAGAAUCCAUCGGAACUCAUUUGCUGCACAAUCCAAAGACAGUCGCUCAUUUAUCAAGAUUAUCAACAACAUGCAGAGUAUGUGCAGGGACCAACGCUGUGAAGCAUGGGGCAUCGAUGGGCAAACUGGAGAGCCAAGUUGCACAUUCAAUAGAGGUGUUGUUGAGGUACUUAGGGGGAAAUUUUUGCUGUGGAUCAAUGUCAUUGAGACUGUCAUUGAACUUCUCAACAUGGAUACCAUAAUUCCAGUGCAGGGGAACUUGAGAGGAACUGGGAAUGAAGAUGAUAAGUUUGAUAUACCAAUAUGAUGUUGUGUCAGAGAGACUUACACCUCCUGAUGUCUAGAGAUCAUCUUUUGCAGGAAGACUUGGAAGCAAGACGAAAAAGAAGAAGUCAGCAUGGAAGAUUGGAUGACUAUUGGCUACUGGUUGAA